Molecule: messenger RNA, 4083 nt
Organism: Brassicogethes aeneus
Lineage: Eukaryota; Metazoa; Arthropoda; Insecta; Coleoptera; Nitidulidae
Source: the annotation of a GenBank genome assembly
AUGCCGAGACAAACUGCGUCCGAAGGUAUCGGGUUCGAUCCCCGGUCACAGCCUUGGGUGUUGUGCGCGUUGAAAGUCGGAAUAAACAUUACAACAACAAAAAAAGACAUGGAGGAUGCUUUUGAAGAUUAUGAAGUAUGGAAAGAACGAAUUCUAAGAGAGGCUGAAGAAAUUGCGGCUAAUAAAAACCUAAAAAAAUUAGAAACAUUAGUGGAGGUUCCAGCAAACAAUGCUAGUGAUGACGCUAUCUUGGAAAGAGUAAAAAAACAAGCUAUUAAUCAUCUUCCAGAAGGCUGGAAGGAAUGGAAUGUGGCAAUGCUAAAAAAAGAAGACAUUCUUGGAUCGCCGGCUGACCCACAAAUUCUCAACAGAUUAAAGUUCGCUAUUCCUACAAUAGGCUUGGCCCAGGCCUUCUUUCCCAAUCUGUCUUACAUCUCAGAAAAGGUCUUAAGGGACUUAAAGAUAAAAAUGCUGGAUUGGGAAUUUUGUAUAGGCCUUAUUACCACUUAUGUUGUCAUUCAACUGGGGAAUGAAACCUCAGGAAACGAAAGCUCCACCAGCACUAGGAAACAAAACAACAGAAAAAGUGGCCUAGAUAAACUUGAGGAAAGUAACAAGGAGGUGAAAGAUAUGUUAUCUACAAUUUUGCAAAGACUUAAUCAACAGGAAAACGAGGAAGAGUACUUAGACGAGACAUCUGAUGAUGAAAAGGAAAACGAACCAGAGGAAGAACAAGAACCAGAGGAUGCAGUGGAAGACGAUAGGCCUUGGGCCCCUCCAGCACUACAUCCCCAAGAAGAUGAAGAAGACAUGGAAUUUGACUUCACGCCUAAGACCAAAGAACAAGAUCUUGUAAUUCCAGCCCCAAGACAUAAUAUUCUUGAGCAGGGAAGGGAGUGCCAAAGACUGGGUCAACUCUCAUUUAAUAAAAUAAGAUACUCCGACGUACACAAAAAAUUGCAUGCGUCACCAGUCUUCAGUGCGCUAAAAGAACAACUUUCGAAAUAUGAUGCAACUUUGGGCCCUAUCCUGCAUGGCAUGCUCUUACAAAGAGAAGCUUUUUCAAAUGCCCUCGGUGAGAUAAUCAAAAAACAUCCACAAACAAAGGCAGAUCUUCACACAAAUUUGGUUAAAGGAGAAUUUAGACAAAUAUCAGAUGAUCUGGUACAAUACGUAUGCGGUCGACGCGCAGAAACAAUUGAUCAAAGACGAAAAAUCCUUAAGCCUAAAAACGAAUAUGUUGCGUCACUGCUUGAGAACAUUCCCCCUUCGGAUACUCACCUAUUCGAAGAAAAUUCAUUCAAUGAUUUUCACAAACAACAUGAGCAGUUAUUUCGGCCUUUUUACUCAAAUAGGUCAACGUCAAACCGAUUUAAAACGGAAAAGACGCACAGACCAAUGCCAAAAUCAAUAGAAAAUAGGCCCAGAACCAACACUAAAACGUCCUCGGGUGGAGAGACCUGGAGAAAACCCGCAAAGCCUUACAAAAAACGUGAGACUACAAGAGGCGUUCAUAAAUCCUACAGGAAAGGGGGGCAAUUAAGGAAAUACAUUCAAAACUGGGAGUCCCUGGGUGCCCCAGAACAUAUUUUAAAAAUAAUCAAGGGAUAUCGUGUUCCAUUUAUAAAAAAACCUCCCCUUACUCGUUUAAUAAAAAAAAUAUCAACAUCAUUUCGCACCCUGGGCAUGAAAACGGAAAUAAACAAUAUGUUAAAAGAAAAAGUACUAGAAGAAUCACAAUUUUCAACAGGAUUUCUUUCCAAAAUGUUUCCUCGCCACAAACAGAACGGAAAAAUACGCCCAAUCUUCAAUCAAAAAGGAUUAAACAAAUUUUUGUCCCCGAAAAAGUUUGGCCUAAUCAGUCACCUAAAAGUCCCACAAUUUCUUCAACGGGAAGAUUUUAUGGCAAAAAUCGAUAUCCACCAGGCCUACUUGCAUAUAGCAAUAAGCCCACCUCAUCGAAGGUUCCUGUCCAUGUUAUUCGAAGAAAAACUCCUUCAAAUGACAUGCCUUUCCUUUGGCCUGUCAACAGCUCCUCAGACCUUCGCAAAACUUUCAAAUUGGAUAGCCAGUCAACUAAGAGACUUAGGUAUUCGCAUAAUUGUCUACCUAGACGACUUUCUUUUGGCAAAUCAAAAUCGGAAAGUUCUUGGACAGCAAAUUCAACUCACAAAAAAAUCUUCUCAACCACCUUGGCUGGGUCUACUGUGGAAUACCAAAAAAAGGCACAAUAUCUUUACCAAACAAAAAGAAAUAUGCAAUAAAUCAGGAGAUUGUGCAAAUAUUAAAACUUCGUCACUGGAACUGGGAAAUGGCAAAAAGACUUCUUGGAAAACUCAAUUUUGCCACGACAGCGAUCCCCCUCGGAAGACUCCAUUCAAGAUUUCUUUAAAGAGCAAGCGUCGUACUACCAGAAUCAUCGCCCAAAAAGCUUUUCGAGAUCCCAACCCCUGCAGCGAAAGAAUGUCUUUGGUGGCUAAAUCACCUAAGCUCAAAAGCCCCUCUCUUUCAAAAGGACACAUCCAUCUUUAUCACAACGGACGCAUCGAACAAGGGGUGGGGAGCCCAGGUGGAAAACCACCUAAUCCGGAGAACUUGGAAACCUUACCAAACACAAUGGCACAUAAACAGGAAGGAACUGUACGCCGUCUUUGCAACUAUAAAGUUGCUCAAAAACAAAAUGAAAGGCAAAGCAGUACUCCUUCAAACGGACAACCGAACGGUCAUAGCCUACAUUCAAAACCAGGGCGGAACGAAGUCACUCCCUCUGCUAGAGCUAGCUUCUCGUUUUUUAAAACUAACCAACAAAAUGAAAAUUUACUUGACAGCUCAUUAUAUCGCAAGCAAUUACAACAAUGUAGCGGACAACUUGUCACCCCAAAAAGUCCUUCCCGAUUGGCAUUUGUCCAAUCACAUAACCAAAAUGAUCUUUCAAAAAUGGGGAAUACCAGUUGUGGACCUUUUUGCAACGAACAGAUCAAAAGUAGUACCCACUUACGUGUCUCGGGAUGCCAAAGAUCACUCAGCCCUCUUCACCGAUGCAUUCAGUCGAAAAUGGUGUUUUCAACUGGCGUGGGCAUUUCCUCCCCCAAGUCUGAACCACGCGAAAGGAAUCUAUAUUUUAAUAACACCAAAAUGGGAACGCGUUUUUUGGCGGGCAGAUCUGAAGGCUCGAGCGCUAGCACCUCCAUUACAAAUUCGAAUCAACACUUAACGGACAUGUCAACAUCCAUGCCACUGAAACAGGCCCACCAGCUAAAUUUGGAGGCCUGGAAAAUACAGGAAGACGCCAAAUUACUGGAAAGUUCCUGGAGAGAAUCGUCCCUGAAAACCUAUUCAGCUCCUUGGAAACAAUGGCUAGUCUGGUCUUCAAAGGAAAAUGUCAGUCCUAACGAUCCCUCUCCAAAUCAAGUGGCUCAAUAUUUAUCAUAUUUACACAGGAAAAAGAAAUUGGCACCUACAACCAUCAAACUUCAUAAAUCUGUUAUCGCUACUUUUUCAAAUCCCUUAAAAAGUGAGAAUAUUACUAACGACCCUACAGUUAAACAUAUAUUAAAAGCAAUCGAAGCCUCUAAGCCUCAACCAGGUCGAAAAGUUAUUUGGGACAUAAACAAACUUAUUGAUUGGAUGAUAAAGGAAGACAUCGACGAACAAAGUGCAUUUCAAGUAUCACGCCGAACAUCCAUUAUUCUCCUGCUAGCCUCAGGGCGAAGAGUACAUGAUUUAACGCUUUUAAAAAUCGACAAAAACUCUAUUGAAAUCAGCGACAACUCAAUUAUACUUUGGCCCGAGUGGGGCUCCAAAACCGAUAAAAAUCCAGUAUUUUGGAUCCAAAAACUGAUCCAUAUCACUCAAAAAAGACGAACAACAAGAGAAAAUUUAUUAAAUCUAUUUAUAACGGUUAGAGGAAAAGUAUCGCAAGCGUCCCGAAGUACCAUAGGGGGAUGGAUUAAAACUGCUUUUAAAGAAGCAGAUCUCCCAUUCUCCCCGGGGAGUAUCAGAUCAGCAGUAGCGUCGGCAAGAUGGAAUAACAAUACUCCCCUAGAUGAUAUUCUAAAAAACGGGCAAACAAAACUUUUUUAA